AGUGGUAGUAAUGCCACUGUCAAGAAUUCUGCACCGCUUUGUAAAGCAGUUUACUUUGGAUCGCGAACCAGAUCGAACCAAUCCCACUAGUCUGUGAAUUUCCACCUAUCUGACUGUUCCAUAAGCCGUGAUCAUAUGUCGCGACGGAAAUUCGGUUUUCUUGUGUAUUCGUGAUGGUGCGAUUAUUGAGUUUCAUUCUGGCCCUUGGCUACCUGCAGUGCGUCAGGGCCGAAGGGCUCCAAGUUGUUUUUCAGUGGAAAUACUUGGAUUGGGUCUGGCCAAAUGUUCAGUUGACGGGAAAAAAUUUUACUUUGGGAAAUUCGUUUACUCAGGAUGUGGAUAUUGAUAAAUAUGGUCGUGUAUUCGUUACCAGUCCUCAGUGGUUGGAAGGAGUACCAAUUUCAUUGUCUUUGAUAACUCCUUCCAUUGGAUAUGGGGGCCCUUUGCUGAUACCGUAUCCUGACUGGUCCUGGUUCACACCGUACUCUUGUGACAGCAUUAUUUCUGUGUAUAGGUUGGCGAUAGACGAGUGCAAUCGUUUGUGGGUCGUGGAUACCGGCCGCAAUGGUGGAAAUACUGUUUGUCCCACGAAAAUAUUGAUCUUCGAUCUAGCUACCGAUCGGUUGAUCCAUAAAUACGUGGUGCCGAAUGAUCAAGCACUAGACGGGAAGGCAGCAUUUGUUACGCCGAUCGUGGAUGUCGGAAAAACGUGUCUUGAUACUUAUCUGUACGUCGCUGAUGUUGAUCAAAAUGGUCUACUGAUUUAUGACUUGUAUCACGAUUAUUCGUGGCGGGUAAACAACACACCUGGCAACGCUUUCGGCCCGGAUGACGAUGCCAUGAACAUCACGAUCGCCGGCGAAUGGUUUGAUUUAACCGACGGUACUCUCGGCAUGUCAUUGUCGCCGAUUGGAUUUUUCGACGAAAGAUACCUGUACUUCAACUCGUUGGCCAGUUAUAACGAAAAGUUUACGGACACGUACUCUUUAAAGCAAAGCAAAUACAGCGAGCCGAAAGUGUUCGAAUCGAAUUACAAGCGUGCAAGCCAGGCGGGCGUUCAGGCAACGUCACGAAGAGGGGUAAUAUUUUUCCAAUUAGUUCAAUUAACGGCGAUCGCCUGUUGGAACAUUGAGAAACCAUUUACACCGGAGAACGUCGUGAUAAUUGCUCAAGACGAGGAGACGCUGCAGUACGUGAGCGGCAUCAAAGUAAUCGCAAACAGCCGCGGCGAUGAAGAAUUGUGGUUCAACACAAACAGGCUACAAAAGACGAUAAAUAAAACCUUGAAACCCAGCGAGACGAACUUCCGUAUAAUCAGAGGGAAGGUUGAUGAUAUUAUCAGAGGGACAAAUUGCGAGCCUUCCGGCUUGAGACAUAGAACGCCGGAUACUACCUUCUGGCACCGGAUAUGAAUCAGAUAAAUUACGUUAUACCAAUCAAAUUUACCUCAACAGUUCCUCCGUACAUAAGCCUUCAUAUAUACUAACGCGAAAUACGUGUGGGUGGUAAAAAUACGUGUGAUGGUCACCUUUGCAAGUGUAGACUAUGCUCAAGUAACGAAUAAAAGUAAUUUAUGUAAAGAAUCAUUCACUUAA
Molecule: messenger RNA, 1595 nt
Organism: Osmia lignaria (orchard mason bee)
Lineage: Eukaryota; Metazoa; Arthropoda; Insecta; Hymenoptera; Megachilidae
Product: major royal jelly protein 9
Cellular component (GO): extracellular region
Source: RefSeq, a predicted model, not a curated record